AUGGCUUCGAGCUCUUCCAGAACAGUCGAGUUAACCAACUCGCAGGAUGCCCCUUCUCAAAGGCUUUUCCUUUUAGACAUGCCUGUUGAAGUCGUAGAAAGAGUUUUCAAAUAUCUCGACAGAGAUGGGCUCAAAAAAGUUGCUUGCUGCAGCUCAGCAACCCGCAACAUCGCAUACCCAAUCCUUCACCGCUCCUUGUUAAUGAAGUUCCAUCACGAAGAGCCAAUCACCAAGAAUAGCUGUGGCCUGACUCCGAAAUUUGUGGAGUAUAUACUUACAGUAUUGUCGAAAGAAACCAUGAGCUACUAUCGACAUAUAAAAACAACCUCAACUUUUGAGACACACCGUCGUAUACGCCCGGGUAUAGACAAUGUGUACUACAGAACCAUCACUACUAGGAAGCUGAUGACCGCAAUGGAUGAUAUCAUGUUGAGAAUCAUUCUCGCGAGGCUCCAGAGGGAUCAACUACUCACCAUUAAGUUUGGAAAUUCAACAUCUGUUCGAACUCUCAUCUUCAUUCUAAGCGGCCAGGGUCGACUCAAAGAGCUUUCUCUCGGCGACCUCGGAUCCUACACUGACCUCUCUGAAGGCUACUGCAUCCCAGCCAUAAUCUUCAAACCCACCGAAAACAGACUCACUGUUCUGGAAAUGGGUAAUAUUCUCCAGGGAGCCGCCUCCACAGUCCUCAAAAUCAUCCAUCAAGGCUCCGCCACAUUGAAAAAACUGCGAUUUGGCAAUACCAAUCAUCAGGGUAUGCCUCGUUUCCCAGAAUGGAAAGCGACGACACACGAUUUCUUUUCGGGGAAACUGGAUAAUCUUUCCUUUAGAGUGAUCCAACUCGCAGCCCUCGUGCAGCUGCAUAUUGUUCACGACCGCCAAUUCUCCAGCUUUGCAGGUGUCCUAGCUGAUAUGAUCACCGGAUGUGUCAGAUUAACGCGCGUGAGAUUAUCUGGCUGCACUGGCUUUUCCAAACUUGUUCGCCUCUUGGAAGCCGCGGGGGCCCGUAUCGAAUCUUUGCAAAUCUGUGAAUGCAAUAGAAUAGAUGCUGACCCCGAUGGUAGCAAACCCGAUGAUUGGUCGGAUGAUGAGGAUGCCAGAUCGUGCGUUCCUCGUGGGUAUACUCUCCCAUAUAUGGAUACCAUUCACACACUUCAGUUGACGGGUUACUCACACCCAGACAAUGAACUACCCGAAAUGUAUUCAUUUGUCAAUAAGAAACAGAUCCAAAGACUCUGGGUAGGGUGUCAACUACCUGAACGGGAUCCUCUGAAAUGUCCUUCGACGUGGGGUCUUCUCAAGAACACAAAGCUCACCGAGACGGUUAUUUUCGCCAGCACUAACUGGCAGCUCCUCCGGGAGCUUGCCAUUCCACACCCAGGGCCACUUAUUAGUGAGCUUCUAUUCUUGAAAUCUUUGAGAGUCCUUCGUCUCCUCAAAUGGAAACCAAGACCACCAGAGGCUCGACGCUACUCAACCCAUCAGCGUCGCGAUGUUGAAAUCACUCGGGAGGUGAACGGCCUACUUGCUCAUUUCGCCGAGGGUCCGGCCACUACACCGCCAUCAGUAAGGCUCCUUAUCGUCGACAAACACUACGGUCAUAACUACUGUAGCCGGGUUGUAAACCCUAACCCGUGCUAUCUCGCAGUGGGGGCAUACGUGGAGCGAUUUUAUGAGGGUAGCGAUGAGGUUGACCUUUAUAGGCCGCUCGUCAAACCCAUUGAUUUAAAUACGACCCUAAAGCUUUGCCUGCAAAAUGGGUGUUCAACAUACUUACUGGCCCCCGGGCCUCCUUCACCCGAGAGAUUCUGGGAAGAUGCUUACGGCCUAGUCAAAGACCCAUCUUGA
Molecule: messenger RNA, 1845 nt
Organism: Orbilia oligospora ATCC 24927
Lineage: Eukaryota; Fungi; Ascomycota; Orbiliomycetes; Orbiliales; Orbiliaceae
Exons: 4
Coding region: 1-1845 (614 amino acids)
Molecular function (GO): protein binding
Source: RefSeq, a predicted model, not a curated record